AUUUGUGUUCUACAAGUAACCAGUGUCUGAAUGGUGGGACGUGUAAUACGAAUGAUCUGUGCACUGCUACACUCUGCGAAUGUCUACCCUGUUUCACUGGGCCCACUUGUGCUAACCGGUUGAACCAAUGUCAGAAUCCCAACCCUUGUCAGAACAAUGGAAUCUGCAUACCACAAGGAAUAGGAUGCUCAGACUUCGUAUGUCAGUGUGAUGCAUGCUACUUUGGAAAUACCUGUUCGGAAAGAAUAGACCUUUGUCAAACGAACAACCUCUGUAGUAAUGGAGGAUUAUGCGUGAUGUCACCUGAUUGUACGUCAACAUCAUGUACGUGUACGGGUUGUUUCACUGGACCUUCAUGCAGUUCAUUGAUGAAUCCAUGUAGUAGUUUCCCGUGUCAAAAUGGAGGUCAAUGUUUUGGUAUCAGUGGUUCCUGUACAGACUUCACCUGUCAAUGUCAAGGAUGUUUCACCGGCGACCGUUGCACCAUUGCCCAAAGUCCUUGUAGUCCCAAUCCUUGCAUUAAUGGUGCGUGUCAGAUCAGUAGCAUCUCACCAUGCACACAAUACAGCUGCCUCUGCAACUUGUGCUACACAGGACAGAACUGCGAUGUUCCCAUUGAUCCAUGCGCAAACAACCCUUGUCUGAAUGGAGGAACAUGUCAACAAGAUCAAAACAACUGUCUCAAUUUCAUCUGUAGCUGCGAUGCCUGCUUUCAAGGACCAACCUGUGCCACUGAUUUGAACGCUUGUCUAAACAAUCCUUGUGCUAACGGUGGGGCCUGUAUCAUUAACCAAGGUUCGUGUACAUCGUUCACAUGUCAGUGUCCACCAUGUGUGGAAGGAUCACUGUGUCAACAGGGUAUAACACCCUGCAGCCCUAAUCCUUGUCAGGCUAAUGGUUUGUGUAUUCCCUCAUCUACUGUGUGCACUGAAUAUAGCUGUAUCUGUCGAGAUUGCAACACAGGAGUGAACUGCGAAACAUUGUUGGAUCCUUGCAGUAACAAUCCAUGCGACAAUCAGGGAUCAUGUGUUCCGGUUACCUGUACUGACUAUAGCUGUACCUGUCAAGGGUGUUUUACUGGACAGAACUGUCUUACUCCUAUUACUCCUUGCUCGCCGUCGCCGUGUAUGAACGGGGCCGCCUGCGUUCCUCUUAGUGGAUCAUGCGAUGGUUUUACAUGUCAGUGUGUUGGAUGCUUCCAGGGACAAUUUUGUGAAAAUGCUCAAAAUCCCUGCGAUCCCAACCCAUGUCAGUUAAAUGGAGUAUGUACUGCAACGCCAGGGUCCUGUACGGGGUUUACGUGUGAUUGCCGGAGCUGCAGCACGGGAAUUACUUGUGAAACAUUACUGGACCCUUGUGCAGUAAACCCAUGUGAUAGUGGAGGUGUUUGUCUCAGGCUGUCAUGCGUGGACUACGUGUGUCGCUGCCCAUCUUGCUUCGAGGGAGACAACUGUGAAAUAAUAUCUGAUGCUUGCUCCACCCUGACAUGUUUGAAUGGCGGUACAUGUCAACCAUUAUCAUGCUCUGUAGCUACGUGUCAAUGCCCCGGAUGUUACACUGGGCCUAACUGUGAACUAUUGCAAGAUCCAUGUAAUAACCACGCCUGUCAGAAUCUAGCGACCUGUGUCCCAGUACCAGGAUCGUGUUUCCAGUAUACAUGUGAAUGCCAGGGGUGCUUUGAAGGACAAUUCUGCCACUUACCUAUUGAUCCAUGUCAGAGUUUCCCAUGUCAGUUUGGUGGUGUCUGUAGCUUGGUGGCUGGAGAAUGUAAUAGCUUUACAUGCCAGUGUCAAGGAUGCUUCACUGGACCAACCUGCUCAGAUCUUAUGAAUCCGUGCGAGCCGACCGUGUGCCAGAAUGGAGCCCUCUGUCGUUCACUAUCGUGCACCGAUUAUGAGUGUGCAUGUGUUGGGUGCUUUAACGGAACCAACUGUGAAAACUUUAUUGACCAGUGCAGCACAAGCCCCUGCUCGAAUGGAGGAAUGUGUGUAGCUCUAGCUGGAUCGUGUCAAGGGUAUACAUGCCAAUGUGAAGGCUGCUUCAUAGGAUCCAACUGUGAAAUAGCAAUUACCCAGUGCGAUCCAAACCCUUGUUUCAACGGAGGUACAUGUAGUAGCAAUGGAGCAUCAUGUGCCGAUUUUACUUGUCAAUGUGCAGGCUGUUAUACGGACAGAAAUUGCCUUACAGAGGUUCAUGCGUGUCAAGCUGCUCCAUGUUUAAAUGGUGGUGUAUGUGAGCUUGUACAAGAUUCAUGCACUCAAUACACGUGUAGCUGUCAAGGAUGCUUCCAAGGAGAUACAUGCCAAACAUCAAUUGAUCCCUGUGAUACUAACCCGUGUUUGAAUGGAGGAUCAUGUAUCCGAGAAGGAGGGACGUCAUGCAGUGUAUCAGCCUGUAUCUGUCCGCCAUGCUUCACCGGAUUAUUCUGCGAAACCGCGAUUGACGCGUGUACUGAUAAUGGCAACCCUUGUGCUAAUGGUGGUAUGUGUCAGCUAUCGCAAGGAUCAUGUACGUCAUUUCAAUGUCAAUGUCCCGGAUGCUACGUGGGCACUACUUGCAACACAUUGUUGGAUCCUUGUCAGAACAAUCCAUGUUUCAAUGGCGGUCAGUGUCAGCAGGUGUCUUGUACUAGUUACGCGUGUGAUUGUGUAGGAUGCUGGAGUGGCGACAGGUGUCUUACAUUUGUGGACCAAUGUAGCCCCAACCCUUGUUCGAAUGGAGGUGCUUGUACCAGGAUGGCUGGAUCCUGCACUGACUUCACUUGUACCUGUCCGUUCUGUUACACUGGAGAUAAUUGCCAAACAUGGAGGGAUCCGUGUAACAACUCACCCUGCAUAAAUGGCGGACAGUGUUCAUCAACUCUGGCUUCUUGUACAUCCUACCAGUGCCAGUGCUCAGGAUGCUUUACAGGAGCACGAUGCGAAAUAGGACAAAAUGCUUGUGCGAACCACCAAUGUCAGAACGGAGGAAACUGUGUAGCUAAUGUCAACUCUUGUGUCGACUACACAUGCCAGUGUCCCGACUGCUACUCGGGAACGUUCUGUGAAGUCUUUUUCAAUCCAUGCAGUAGUUUCCCUUGUGAGUUUGGAGGCACAUGUUCAGUAUUGACUGGUCGAUGUGAUCAGUAUCAGUGUAGAUGUACGGACUGCUACCAAGGACAGAACUGUGAAGAAUUUCAGGACCAAUGCAGUCCUAACCCAUGUCAGAACAGUGGAUUCUGUAUCCGUACCUCUGGAUCAUGCACUGAUUAUACAUGCCAAUGUCAACCAUGCUAUAUAGGCGACCAGUGCCAGACAAGAUUAAACCAAUGUUCACCCGAUCCGUGUAUGAAUGGAGGAACCUGCGAUGCUGUAGGGACCCGAUGUCUAGAUAUCAUCUGUCGUUGUCCACAGUGCUAUGUCGGGGAUAGAUGCCAAACAAGAUCCGACCAGUGUUCACCUAACCCUUGUCGCAGCGGUGGGAUAUGUCAACCUGUCGAUGGGUCUUGCAUUGCCUACACGUGUGACUGUCCUGGAUGCUAUACUGGAAGGCUGUGUGAGACGCUACUUAUGCCAUGUGCCAGUCGACCAUGCUUUAACGGCGGUUCGUGCUCGGCUAUGACCGGAUCAUGUACUCAACAUCAAUGUUCGUGCACGGAUUGCUACAGAGGCCAGAAUUGUGAACAAUUCAUUGAUGCCUGUGAGACGAACCAAUGUCAGAAUAGUGCUGUAUGUGAAGCCGUACCAGGCUCAUGUGUCGACUACUCAUGCCAGUGUCAAGGAUGCUUUAGAGGACAAUUCUGUGAACAGGUAAUAGAACCAUGUGAGAAUAACUUGUGUUUGAAUGGAGCUCUGUGCGUACCCACUGCUGGGUCAUGUGAUCAGUAUACAUGUAGCUGUACAGGAUGCUAUACUGGACAGUUCUGUCAAACAUUGUUGGAUCCCUGUCAAUCGCUUGCCUGUCUGAACGGUGCUGCCUGUACGGCGUUAGACUGCUUCACUCGUCAGUGUCAAUGUACAGAUUGCUUUCAGGGAGAUAAUUGUGGAAUGAGUGUAAAUCCCUGUGAGGGGCAGCCGUGUUUGAACGGUAUCUGCUUCGUAUCAGCUAGCUCAUGCAAUGAAUUCAUAUGUCUGUGCUCUGGAUGUUUUGUCGGAGAUACAUGUGAGACAGAUGUUGACCUCUGUACGACGGCUAACACUUGCCAGAACGGAGCAAGUUGCCUACAGAGAGCAGACUGCAGUGGGAUUCAGUGUACCUGUGGCCCCUGUCAUACGGGAGAACUCUGUGAAACAGCUGCUGAUUCAUGUAGCAGUGAUCCAUGCCAGAACGGAGGAACAUGUAAUAGACUCUGUGAUAUCUAUAGCUGUACAUGCCCAUCGUGCUUCACAGGCAUUCAUUGUGAAAUCAUGAGAGAUCAAUGUGCAGGUUUUCAGCAGUGUUUUAAUGGAGGAACGUGUGUUCAAUCUCAAGACUGUCUGUCAGUGACAUGCCUCUGCCCAACAUGUGUGACUGGUGAUAGAUGUAUGACAAUUAUCGAUCAGUGCUCACCGAAUCCAUGUCAGAACUCUGGAUCCUGUGUUAAGACUCCAGGCUCCUGCACUGACCUUACCUGUUCCUGUACAUCAUGUUUCGAGGGAACCGUCUGUGAACAAGCGAAAGAUCCGUGUGCUUCUAGCCCAUGUUUGAAUGGAGGGACGUGUAAUGGAGUUGCUGGAUCAUGUUUGACAUAUGCCUGUGAUUGCCAAGGUUGUUAUAUUGGUAGUCAGUGCCAAACCUUACAAAAUCCUUGUGACAACAACCCGUGUGGUAAUGGAGGUACCUGCAUCCAGACACCAGGAUCGUGCAAUAACUUUCAAUGUCUCUGCACUGAAUGCUUUACUGGAGUACUUUGCACGUCACCCAUCAGUGUCUGCAGUAGUUUCCCGUGUAUGAACGGUGGUCAGUGUUUCCAAGAUGGUAGCUCGUGUCUUGCCUAUGUAUGCCAAUGCCGGGGGUGUUUUGCUGGUACAAAGUGUGAGAAUGCUAUCAACCCAUGUAUUAGUAACCCUUGUGGAUCCGGCGGGUUAUCAGGCGGGUUAUGUUCACAGAGUAGUGUCGAUUGCAAUCAAUAUACCUGCAUGUGCACUGGGUGUAACCAAGGAACUAACUGUGAUACAGUUCCACAGCCAUGUAACCCGAACCCCUGUAUAAACGGCGGAUCGUGUAGUCAGCUUGGUUGCACUAACUACCUGUGUCAAUGUGAUUCCUGUUGGACGGGAACCAACUGUGAUUCAGCUGUGGACCUUUGUCUCACGCAAAACUUUUGCCAAAAUGGAGGAACCUGUCUUCAAAAUGUAGAUUGUUCAACGACACUUUGCUUCUGUGAUUCCUGCCACACCGGGAACAACUGUGAACUUGAUGUUGACACGUGUGCUAUGUCUGGUAAUCCUUGUCAGAAUGGAGGUUUAUGUCAGAGCAAUUGCCCAUCCUACUUAUGUACAUGUGACCAAUGUUGGACGGGACAAGACUGCUUAACACCUGUUGAUGCAUGUGCAACGAAUCCUUGUCAAAAUGGUGGAAUCUGUUCAAACUUCUGUUCUUUUCACACCUGCUCAUGUUCAUCAUGUUGGACUGGACAAAACUGUGACACGGCUGUGGAUAUGUGUAGCAGUCAACCGUGUUUGAAUGGAGGUACCUGUUCUUCCUCUGUGGAUUGUCUGUCUUCUGUUUGUCAGUGUCCUAGCUGCUUUUCAGGGUCACGAUGUCAAACCUUUUCUGAUCCAUGCAUACCAAACCCAUGUCAGAACAAUGCAAUAUGCGAAGUCACCCCUGGAUCCAACUGCUUGAGUUUCACCUGUCUAUGUCCCACGUGCUAUCAAGGAUCAAUGUGCACGCAGAGACUUGAUCCGUGUUCGACUAACCCAUGUGGAGCCUUCGGAACAUGUCUAGAGGUCACGUGUCUUCAAUCUCAAUGUCAGUGUGACACCUGUCAUAGUGGAUUGAAUUGCCAAAUUGAACGCAACCCUUGUGCUACAAACCCUUGUACGAAUGGAGGCGCUUGUAUAGCACCACAGACGGGAUGUGAUACAUUCACCUGCCAAUGUCCUGCAUGCCAUAUGGGAUCAUUAUGUGAAUUUCCUAUUGAUCAGUGCCAGCCGAACCCUUGCCAAAACAAUGGACAGUGCUUCAAGCUUGAUAACUCAUGUACAGACUACAUCUGCUUUUGUGAAGGGUGUUUUACCGGAACGAGCUGUGAGACUGCUAUCAACCCAUGUGAAACGAACCAAUGUUUGAACGGAGGAACAUGUCAGCCGACCCCAGGAGACUGUACUCAAUUCUCAUGUCUGUGUGAAGGAUGCUAUACAGGGGAAAGAUGUGAAAUACCUCUGAACCCCUGCAGUGGUAAUCCAUGUGGUAUCGGUGGGGUGUGUACUUCUACCUCUUGUAAUACUCACUCCUGCCAAUGUGAUUCAUGUCAUGCUGGGAUAAAUUGUCAAGCAGAUGUGAACGUAUGUUUACUGGCCAAUCCAUGUCGGAAUGGAGCAACAUGUUUUUCUACCAGUGACUGUGCGUCAGCUUUCUGUGCAUGUACCUCGUGUUACACGGGACAGUUCUGUGAAUUAGAAAUUGACUUCUGUCUGAGCAGAAAUGACUUCUGCCUCAAUGGUGGAUUUUGCGUCACAAGUUGCCCGGAUGUCCGAUGUGUUUGCAGUCAGUGUUUCACAGGAGAACAAUGUGAAAUAGCGAUUGAUUCCUGUGCAUCUGAUCCCUGCUCCAAUGGAGGUACUUGCACCAAUCAGUGCUCUAGUUUUUCCUGUCAGUGCCCGCCAUGUUACACAGGUCUGCAGUGCCAAUUAUAUCAGGGUGCAUGCACAGUAAACAGAUGUGAAAACGGAGGCGCAUGUGUGGAGUCACCCAACUCUUGCCUUACCUACACAUGUACGUGUUCUGGAUGCUACACUGGAACAUCAUGCAAUCUGUUGCUGAACCCGUGUUCACCCAACCCGUGUAGCAAUGGAGGUACCUGUGAUCCUGUACCUGGAUCAUGUUCAGACUACACCUGCUCCUGCCCUGGAUGCUGGACUGGCACAAAUUGUCUUACCUUUGAUAACCCCUGUCAAAGUAAUCCCUGUGCCAACAAUGGUUUGUGUCAACUGACUGGUAAUGCUUGCACCUCCUAUACAUGUCAGUGCGAUGGAUGUUGGGUUGGACUGUUCUGUACUGUAGACAACAAUGCCUGCUCGCCAUCUCCUUGCUUCAACGGAGGCACAUGUAUAAGAUCAAACUCCAAUUGCGACGGUUACUCCUGCCAGUGUCCUGAAUGUUCCACCGGAUCACAAUGUGCACAAGCGAUUGAUCCGUGUUUUGCGAACCCAUGUCAGAACGGAGCAUUGUGUGCACCAUCUCCAUCAUCUUGUACGCAGUUUGAAUGUCAGUGUGUUGGAUGUUUCUCAGGACCAACUUGCUCGACAGUUAUUGAUCCAUGUCUCAACGACCCUUGUGCCAACGGUGGAACAUGCUUCACAUCAGACGACUCAUGUGAAGGAUAUCGUUGCCUAUGUAUUGACUGUUGGUCUGGUCAGGACUGUACUAUAGCGACUAAUCCUUGUAGCACGAACCCCUGUCUUAAUGAUGGCACGUGUGCUGCUCAACAAACCGACCCAGCGCAAUGCCCUACCUUCACUUGUCAAUGUCACUCAUGCUUCUCAGGACAAUUCUGCCAAACAUUUGAGGAUGUAUGUAGUAACGGACAAUGUCAGAACAAUGCGAGAUGUCAAGCAGUCCUGGUUACUAACCAAAUCUGUCCGAUACCACAGUGCGAAUGCAUCGAUUGCUGGAUGGGAGACGACUGUACAGAAGCUCUGAAUCCAUGUCUAAGUAAUCCAUGUUUUAACUCUGGUACCUGUUUGACUGUCACUGGUCAGGGAAGCACAUUGUGCCCAUAUCACUUGUGUCAGUGUCCGCCUUGCUUGACCGGACCAAGCUGCCUUUCAGUUGUGAACCCAUGCGGUACCAAUCCCUGUUUCAACGGAGGGACAUGUGCUCAGAGUACAUCAGACUGCAACCAAUAUGUGUGCCUCUGUCCUGCAUGCUACACCGGCCAAACCUGCUCAACGUCGAUCAAUUUUUGUGAUUCGAGUCCAUGCAUGAAUGGUGGCACUUGCCUUCAGAGUGGUCAAUCCUGUGAUUCGUUCUUCUGUCAAUGUCCUGAUUGCUUCAAUGGAGAACAAUGCCAAGAACCUAUCAGCCCAUGUGAUCCCGAUCCCUGUCUGAAUGGAGCAACCUGCCUUGCCGCUGGAGGCUCAUGUACGGAUCAUAGUUGUCAAUGCCCAAGGUGCUUCGAGGGCACAUCUUGUGAGAUACCUGUGAAUCCCUGCAGUACCAAUCCAUGUCAGAACAGUGGUAGCUGUAUGCCAUCUGUAGGAGACUGUGUAGAUUAUACAUGUCAGUGUACUUCAUGCUGGUCCGGUCCAUUAUGUACUUUAGGUAUGGAUGUAUGUGCAAGCAAUCCGUGUGCAAACGGUGGGGUUUGUCAAACAACCGCUGAUUGUUCGGUCUAUGUCUGUCUCUGUGCUGACUGCUGGGAAGGACUAACAUGUCAAAUUGACCUGGGCAUAUGCACCAUAGGAGACCCAUGUUUGAAUGGGGGCGUUUGUAUACAAGAUUCAAAUGUCUGUUCAUCAGCUUCGUGUGACUGUCCAGCGUGCUUUGAAGGAGACACGUGUCAAAUUGAUACUGAUGCAUGCAACAGUAACCCUUGUGAGAACGAUGGAGUGUGUACGUUAGAAGCAGGAUCUUGUGCAAACUGGACCUGUACCUGCCCGGAAUGCUGGUCAGACGACACCUGUUCUAUACUGCUCGACAGCUGCUCUGCCAACCCUGACUUCUGCCAGAAUGGUGGUACAUGUAUCAAUAACUGUCCCUCACAACUCCAACCAGCUUGUCAGUGUACUGAAUGUUGGACUGGACCUCAAUGCGACAUAGCUAUCGAUGUAUGUUCUUCCAACCCAUGUGUGAACGGAUCAUGUGUCAACCAAUGUUCUUCAUAUACCUGUCAGUGUGAUACCGGCUACAGUGGCAUCAACUGUCAAAGAGAUGUAUGCGACCCAUCGCCAUGCCAGAAUGCAGGGACCUGUCAAUACGUCAAUGGAACAUCUUCUUACAGGUGUCAAUGUGACGAAUGCUAUCAGGGACCGCUGUGUGAACUAGACGUUGACACUUGUUUCAGCCAACCAUGCCUGAAUGGAGGAACAUGUGAAAACCUGUGUACUCAUUUCGCCUGCUACUGUCCGGCAUUAUGGACUGGAGUCAACUGUGGAAUCAGAGUGAAUUUCUGUCUGAGUUCACCCUGUCUGAAUAACGGUCAAUGUAGCAAUGAGCCAGCAGGUGGGAUAUCAUGUCUAUGCCCACCUGGAUUUACAGGAGCCUUGUGUGAAAUAGAUAUCGAUGAAUGUUCGAGUAACCCAUGUGUUAAUGGUGGGACAUGUACGCUGCUUUCUUUUGGUGGAUACCUCUGCAACUGCCAGCAAAACUUUGCAGGCGACAACUGUCAAAUGACCGUUGGAUGUAGUGCUAACUUCAGCUUACUAGCUGAUGAUGAGGUUGAACUGACGUCACCAAACUAUCCAGAUAAUUACCCGGAUGAUUUGCAAUGUCUUUGGUCUUUCACUAUGCCAUCUGGGAGGCGAAUCAGAGUCGUGUUUGGUAACUUCACUACCGAAGCCAACUAUGAUUAUCUUCAGAUUGGCAACGGACUUGAUCCUACAGACACUAGUUCAAGGGUCAUCUACCAUUCAGGAGCAUCGCAACCAAGCAACUUCAUAUCUUCUGGCAACACGUUGUGGGUGUGGUUUACAACAGAUGAGAGCAAGACUUAUCAAGGGUUUUCAGUUGAAAUCAAAGAUAAUAGUAUACCAGUGAUUCCCCCAUGCUCAAGUAACCCAUGUUUGAAUGGAGGUACAUGUGCGGAUACCAUAGAGAGUUAUGUAUGCAUCUGUACUUUCAACUGGGCUGGACUCCAUUGCCAAAACGAAGUAUCUUGUAAUCCCAGCCCAUGUUUGAACGGAGGAACAUGCAAUCCGUUAGCUGAUGGGAGUAUCAGAUGCUUAUGCCCGAGCGGCUUCCUGGGGGAUAGGUGUGAAACGGCUAUAUCUGAGACAUGUACGAAUGACCCGUGUUUCAAUGGAGGUACCUGUACACAAGACACACCCUCUUCCAUAUUGUGUAUGUGUUCACAAGGCUUCACUGGUCAGUUAUGCCAGUCAGAUGUGGACGAAUGCCUGUCGCUGCCUUGCAUCAACAAAGGUACAUGUAUCAACGGAGUGAACCAGUUUUACUGCAGCUGUCCCGAUGCCUACUCUGGGGUCACGUGUGAAAUUCAAGUACUAUGUGAACAAAACCAUUGUUUGAAUGAUGGUCAAUGUAUUCCUCUACCUGAUGGUAACGACACCUGUCAAUGUACAGAGGCAUGGACUGGAAGCAUAUGCGAUCAAGAUGUGGACGAAUGUCUGACCAUGCCAUGUGUAGCAGGUACGUGUGAGAAUCAUCUUGAUGGAUUCACAUGUAAAUGUGAAGACGGAUUCACAGGACCGAGGUGUGAUCUUGCCACUGGUGUUGGUUGUCUAGAGAGCCCAUGUGGGUUUAAUGGCAUAUGUAGCGACCUGGAAGAUGGAGAGUUCCUUUGUACGUGUAACCCUGGAUACAUGGGAGAACGAUGUGACAUAAAUAUUGAUGACUGUUCCAGUAUUCCUUGUCGGAAUGAUGGUCGCUGUGUUGAUCUAGUAAAUGGUUACCAGUGUGUCUGUGUUGUAGGGUAUACAGGGCCACAAUGCUCAUUAGAUAUUGAUGAGUGUCUGAGCGAACCUUGUCUGAAUGAUGGUUUAUGUGUGGAGGUGAUCGGUAGAUACAUGUGCUUCUGUGGACCAGGCUUUAGUGGAGUAACCUGUGAGCUUCUUCUACCAGAGGGAGGUCUUCAGGGGACAGGUGGAGGUUACGCCUUAGAACCUUGGUGGAUUGGUGUCAUAGUAACCCUCAUCGUCCUCAUCAUCCUCUUCCUAUCAGUCCUGUGCUGGAGCUACAGGAAUCCUCUCAAACGUAAAGAGGCAAAACCCAGUUUUGAAUAAACUCUCCCACCCAGUUUGCUUUAUCAAUAUGUUAUCUACAUUAAUUAGAUUUCAUCUGUGAUCAAGGUAAACGAAUAAUUAUAAUUAUGACAGGAAUAAAUGGAUGGAUUGUUAACGCAUUUGGAGUUUAUAUGACUAUAGUAAAUAUGUUAUCGACUCAUUUAUGUUUUUGAUUAAAACAAUAAUUGCUAAGAUAUGAAAUUUCCGAAUGAUAUUCUGCUUAUUAUAUAUGUCAAUACUUUGAAUGAUAAUGUAUAUACAGUCAAACCUGCUUUAUUGACCACCUGUCUACAAAGACCACCUGUCUACAAAGGCCAUAUUUGUUGUUU
Messenger RNA from Strongylocentrotus purpuratus (purple sea urchin), 11410 nucleotides. RefSeq names its product fibrillin-2. Gene Ontology annotation, molecular function: calcium ion binding. Gene Ontology annotation, cellular component: protein-containing complex; plasma membrane. The record is from RefSeq and is a predicted model, not a curated record. Lineage: Eukaryota; Metazoa; Echinodermata; Echinoidea; Camarodonta; Strongylocentrotidae. Gene Ontology annotation, biological process: establishment or maintenance of epithelial cell apical/basal polarity; heterophilic cell-cell adhesion. The transcript has 90 exons. The coding region runs from base 297 to 11081 and encodes 3594 amino acids.